This is a messenger RNA of Micropterus dolomieu (smallmouth bass), 912 nucleotides long. Its product is annotated as G-protein coupled receptor 4-like. Gene Ontology annotation, molecular function: G protein-coupled receptor activity. Gene Ontology annotation, cellular component: membrane. Gene Ontology annotation, biological process: phospholipase C-activating G protein-coupled receptor signaling pathway; positive regulation of Rho protein signal transduction. NCBI's taxonomy places the organism in Eukaryota, Metazoa, Chordata, Actinopteri, Centrarchiformes, Centrarchidae. The coding region runs from base 1 to 912 and encodes 303 amino acids. The transcript is spliced from 3 exons. The record is from RefSeq and is a predicted model, not a curated record.
AUGGAAGGUCUCUACAUUAACAGCAGCUCACAGGACCAAAGCUACGAUUACAGCAGCACCACCUCCAACUACCAGAAUAACAACAAGCUUGAUGAGUAUCGUGAAAAACUUGAUUUCAUCUUAAAUGUGGUCACAUACAUAAUCGUUGCUGUCGGCCUUCCUCUGACCCUGGUGGCCAUCUAUGCUCUUUAUUCUAUGGUGAGAAGAGAUCAUGUUGCUCCCAUCUACCUCAUCAACCUUCUCAUUACUGACAUCCUUCAGUUCUGCUGCAUGAUCGUUCGGGUGACACCAAAUGUGGAUUCGAAUAUAAAGAAAAUCUUCUAUUUUAUUUACCUCUCUGCUCUGUUUGCCAGUGUUUUCUUCAUGGUCUGCAUCUCCCUGGAAAGGUAUUUGGUCAUCGCCCACCCACUGUGGUACCGCUUCAGACGAACCAUCAAGACCUCUGUGGUGCUCUGUGUCCUGGUCUGGGUCCUUUCUGCUGUCUGUGGCUUCCUUGAUUUUUUCAUUGAUCGUGUGGUCAGAUACAUACUCGCUGCCGUCCUCCUCCUCCUUCCCUUCCCUCUGUUAAUAUUCUCCCUGGUUGGGACCCUCAAAGCCCUGUCUGCUUCCAUCUCGGUCCCCUCUGAUGAAAAACGACGAAUUGUGGGAAUUUUGGUUCUGGUGCUGCUUAUUUACACUCUGCUGUUCCUGCCCAGCAUCAUUUGGUUCAUGAAAGUGAACAAUGACAAUACCUGGUUUCCAGAAAAAUAUAAAUUGAGACUCUACUUCCUGUCUACCAUCUUCAUCAGGUUGAGUCCUCUUGCAGACUUGUUCCUGUAUGUGUUUAUGAGGAAAGGGUCCAUAGACAAGCUUUUGGCCUCUGUGUGUUGCCGCAGAAUGGACAGCAAUGAUAUCAGCAGUCCAUCAGUAUGA